Ipomoea triloba (trilobed morning glory) is the source of this 2117-nucleotide messenger RNA. RefSeq names its product protein TPX2-like. The coding region runs from base 242 to 1678 and encodes 478 amino acids. Gene Ontology annotation, cellular component: mitotic spindle; nuclear microtubule. NCBI's taxonomy places the organism in Eukaryota, Viridiplantae, Streptophyta, Magnoliopsida, Solanales, Convolvulaceae. The transcript has 16 exons. Gene Ontology annotation, biological process: activation of protein kinase activity; regulation of mitotic spindle organization; mitotic spindle assembly. The record is from RefSeq and is a predicted model, not a curated record. Gene Ontology annotation, molecular function: microtubule binding; protein kinase activator activity.
ACAUACGGGAAUUUCGCCGGCCAUCGCGACACGGAAAAUCCCCUUCUCUCGUUUCCUCCUCUUCUAAGGGGUUUCGCAUUCUAAACCCUUGCGGCCCCUGAGACGUCAACAGGGGUCGGCCGGCGGGGGUGAGGGAGCUCAGGUCAACCAUUGCGACGUUAAUCAUUACCUCUGAUUUAUUCGUUUAUCGGUUUUAUGUAAGUUUAGUAUUGAGGAUUUGGAGACCUUUUUGGAGAGGAAAAUGGACGACGAUAUGGAUUAUUUCGUUGAGGUUGAGCAGGAUGAAUGCCACAAGCCAUCGGAGAUUGAUUUGGAUUACGAGUUUGAUGCCGCUCGUUUCUUCGAUUUCUCCCACUCCGAGACGAUCUUCGAGAUCAUAGAAGCCGAGCUUUGGUUCCAUGCCUCCGGCAAUUAUCCGCCUUCUCCUUUAAUUAUCAAGACAAAUUGGGGGAGUGGCACUUCUUCAGAACAGAAGACAGCAGGAACAUCAAGUGAUAGUAGCAUGUCUCAAGAAACUCCAGAAUCAAAAUCAAAAUCAGCACCCAAAUUAUCCAAACACAGGAUUUCAACAUUAAUGAAACCCACUGCUAGUCACCUGGCCAAGCUAAACCAUGCUCAGAAAGUAUAUUCUACUCACAUUGGUGAAAGAUCACUGAAGGCAGCCAAUAAGUCUGAUGAGCAAAGUCUGCAAAGUUCUUCUGGAUUCGAUAAUCUAGCUACCAAACGACAAAAACUAGAGACUGGUUACUUGUGUAAGGUUUCUCAUCUGAAGCAUCAAGCUCAGAUGUUACACAAAUUAUCCAAAAAGCAGGGUGGAUUUCCUGUUUCCAAUAACUUAGUUAACUAUAAGUUAAAGGUCACUGUUCCCAAACAGCCUGAACUGAAAACACUGCAUAGAGCGCAAAUCCGGAGUUUCAGGUCCAAGAGUGAUUUGCAGUCAAGUGAGCAUGAAAAACAGAAAACUAAUACCCUUAAAGCAGUGCCAUUGAACAAAAAAAUUCCUGAGGCUUGUCUGAAGCCCCAACCUAAGAAGAGCAAACAGAAAUUGCCAAAUUUUCGAGAGUUUCACUUGAAGACAAUGGAGAGGGCAACGAUACAUUCCCCUGAUAAUUUAUCAAGUCAUCAUACUGCUAAUUCUGUUGUACAAAGCACAGCCACUUACCCCAGAAGACCAAAAGCUCCAAGUCCAAUGAAGCCUGAGAAAAGUGAAAGGUCACCCCAGACCAACUCUGGCCUAUCUAAUAGGAAACUUUCAUAUGGGGAACACCAUGCUCAUGCUGUAUGUCAAAAUACCAGAGAAGGGACUACACUCCAUAGACAAUCCCAAUCUUCAAAUAAUUUGAGACUAUUGCAGCAUCCUCCAACAGAAUUAUUUAACAAGAUGUCCCUUGUACCUGACACAGACACUGCUGCUGCAGCAAUAUCUCAGCCAAAAUUGCGUCUUUCUGGAAAGGGCAUGAAAGAGAACGCUCCAGAUCCCUCCCGAAAUGGAUCUUCAGUAAGCAAGCAAUACCAGCAAUUUCAAGAUUCUUUCUUACUUAAAAAAUCAAAUUAUUUUCUUUACUGUUAUUCUCAAAUGCAGAAAUAUGGUGGGAAACCAAACCAUAGUGGAAUAGGGAGGACUACUUCCAAGAUUGUAUGCCAUCCCAGCGUCAACAGAAAGUUGGGAAUUCGCUGAGGAGCAAGAAAUGUACCUUUUUUCCCUCUAUGCGAGACAUUAAAUGAUGGAGAUCCUUAGCUUGUUGCCAGGCAUUGUGUCUGUUCAUGAGACAUUGAAGUGUUGCACCUAACCAUUUAACCGGUCUCACAGUUUCAAGCAUCUGUUGAGAGGGAGAAAAGAAAGGGGAGGGGAAAUUUGAAACUUGAAAGUCUCUCAUUUCAGAUACAUGGUUCAUUACAUCCAAAAGGCGUGUAUAUAGCAAUUUUUAGUAUUGCAAUUUUUUAUUUUUAUUUUUGUUUCGCCUUAUUCUGCAAAAAUGGCCAUUGUAUACAUCCAUCUGGAAAAGUAGAUACACUGGUACAAGAAUGUAUAGAUUUAUCACACUGCACAUACAGGAAGUUUUCUAUUACGAACUGAUUGGUUCGUGGGAAAUAAUUGAGAAUGAGUUGAAUUUAAA